Molecule: messenger RNA, 1150 nt
Organism: Magnolia sinica
Lineage: Eukaryota; Viridiplantae; Streptophyta; Magnoliopsida; Magnoliales; Magnoliaceae
Product: protein OXIDATIVE STRESS 3 LIKE 2-like
Exons: 2
Coding region: 162-926 (254 amino acids)
Source: RefSeq, a predicted model, not a curated record
CUCCUUAUCUAUCUCUCCUUAUCUCCCUCUCUCAGCUAUGGCGGAUUUAGUCACGUGACUGUCACGUGCUUACGGGAACAAAACCCUAACCCUAACCCUAGAAUCUCAUCUGAAAGCCCGUCCGUGUUCCUCCUUUUCUGAAAAUUAUCUGCAAUUUGAAGAUGUCGAUCGCUUUGGAGAGCAGCAGCGCCAGGAUCGAGCGGUCGGGAUUUAUCCGCGGGAUAUCUCCCUGCAUCUCGAUCUUCGAUCCGCCGGAGCCUGGCCGGAACAUGCCGCAGGGAGAUCGCCGGUUCGCGGCGGCUGAUCCAACGCCGAAGGUGGCGGAUGAAGAGGAGGAAACUUCUUGCAGUUCGUCGAUCGGGAGGAACAGCGAUUGCUUGGGCGGGCCGUCGUCGGGUUCGGACGGUGAGGAUUCGGGGGAGGUGCAAAGCUCGUACAAGGGGCCGUUGGAUAUGAUGGAUGCGUUGGAGGAGUCUUUGCCGAUCAGGCGGGGUAUCUCUAAGUUUUACUGUGGCAAAUCAAAAUCCUUCACAAGCCUGGCAGACACUUCUUCUUCCGCUAAAGAUCUAGCAAAACCAGACAAUGCCUACAAUAGGAAACGCAAGAAUUUGCUGGCCUUCACUCACUAUUUGGACAGGAACCGCAAUUCUCCUCUGAGAAGCACCGCAGGCAGUAUAUCCAAGAGACCCGCCAAUUCCAGCCGAAGCACAUUGGCUCUUGGUGUUGCCAUGAGCAGCUCCGAGAGCAGCAUGAGCGAGGAGCAUGAGCCCCGUCUUCCACCUCUCCACCCUCAAGGGAAAUCUCCAAUCUGCCGGUCGCCAUCUCAAUGGUCUUUCUCAUCGAGAUCCUUCUCCUUGUCGGAUUUGCAAGGUGCUAGUAGUAACUCGCCAAUCUGCCUCAGAGAUAAGCACAAGAAGUUCUGCUAGUUUUUCUGCAUGCCAUUCCUGCCCUCCUUUCUUCUCCUGUGGCAGAUUCUAAGGUAAGAAAGUGAGUUGUCAUUUUCACAUAUGGAAGCGGUUACGAUCUGAAUUUGCCUCACUGUUCUUCUUUUUCAUGUAAAUGAUGCAUUUCUCUUUUGUCUGUUACAUGUUAUUUCAAAAAACCAUGUUGUGGCUUCUCGGGAGUACAUCGAAGGAAUACUGUUUUUACA